Molecule: messenger RNA, 372 nt
Organism: Dujonia railenensis
Lineage: Eukaryota; Fungi; Ascomycota; Pichiomycetes; Serinales; Debaryomycetaceae
Source: the annotation of a GenBank genome assembly
AUGGGGGGCAGAAUACACGGAUUUCUAGGAGGAGUUCUCCUUACUGCAUCUUUAACGUAUUACACGGGACAAUAUAUUGAAAAAAACAGUCGUUUUGUCUCCACACAAUUGCAGCAUGCUAAUACAGUAGUUACAGAUAGAAUUCUCUCUAACAAGGGAAUUCCAAAGCCAAUUGCGGUUGAUAACAAUAUUGAUUUGCGUACAAGACCAUUUGGAGAGACAGCUAAAGAUAUUUGGAACGACGAAAUUAUUAAAAUGGUCAAUUGGUUGUACAGCAUCAAUUGGUACAGCUGGGGUGUUGAAGCUGACAAGAAGUUUCAGGACUUGACCAACAAAGUCGCUGAGAGCAUAGCUGGGGAAGCAAAAAAAUAG